Molecule: messenger RNA, 2178 nt
Organism: Closterium sp. Naga37s-1
Lineage: Eukaryota; Viridiplantae; Streptophyta; Zygnematophyceae; Desmidiales; Closteriaceae
Source: the annotation of a GenBank genome assembly
AUGGACCGGAAGUUCGAGUUCCGGAUAAAGGCGCUGGCGGUGGUGGCGACGGCAGCGGCGGGAGUGCUGACGCUGUACGCCGAUUACGGCGACUAUGGCGGCAAGAAGACCGUGCUCGAUGAUCUGUGCGGCCAUCAGAGCGUUCUUGCCACACCAUACUCUCCUGCCGCUCCCCAAGCCUCUUUUCGUCCCACCUCCUCCCCCAGCCUCUUUUCGUCCCACCUCCUCCCCCAGCCUCUUUUCGUCCCACCUCCUCCCCCAGCCUCUUUUCGUCCCACCUCCUCCCCCAGCCUCUUUUCGUCCCACCUCCUCCCCCAGCCUCUUUUCGUCCCACCUCCUCCCCCAGCCUCUUUUCGUCCCACCUCCUCCCCCAGCCUCUUUUCGUCCCACCUCCUCCCCCAGCCUCUUUUCGUCCCACCUCCUCCCCCAGCCUCUUUUCGUCCCACCUCCUCCCCCAGCCUCUUUUCGUCCCACCUCCUCCCCCAGCCUCUUUUCGUCCCACCUCCUCCCCCAGCCUCUUUUCGUCCCACCUCCUCCCCCAGCCUCUUUUCGUCCCACCUCCUCCCCCAGCCUCUUUUCGUCCCACCUCCUCCCCCAGCCUCUUUUCGUCCCACCUCCUCCCCCAGCCUCUUUUCGUCCCACCUCCUCCCCAGCCUCUUUUCGUCCCACCUCCUCCCCAAGCCUCUUUUCGUCCCACCUCCUCCCCCAGCCUCUUUUCGUCCCACCUCCUCCCCCAGCCUCUUUUCGUCCCACCUCCUCCCCCAGCCUCUUUUCGUCCCACCUCCUCCCCCAGCCUCUUUUCGUCCCACCUCCUCCCCCAGCCUCUUUUCGUCCCACCUCCUCCCCCAGCCUCUUUUCGUCCCACCUCCUCCCCAAGCCUCUUUUCGUCCCACCUCCUCCCCAAGCCUCUUUUCGUCCCACUUCCUCCCCCAGCCUCUUUUCGUCCCACCUCCUCCCCAAGCCUCUUUUCGUCCCACCUCCUCCCCAAGCCUCUUUUCGUCCCACCUCCUCCCCCAGCCUCUUUUCGUCCCACCUCCUCCCCCAGCCUCUUUUCGUCCCACCUCCUCCCCCAGCCUCUUUUCGUCCCACCUCCUCCCCCAGCCUCUUUUCGUCCCACCUCCUCCCCAAGCCUCUUUUCGUCCCACCUCCUCCCCAAGCCUCUUUUCGUCCCACCUCCUCCCCCAGCCUCUUUUCGUCCCACCUCCUCCCCCAGCCUCUUUUCGUCCCACCUCCUCCCCCAGCCUCUUUUCGUCCCACCUCCUCCCCCAGCCUCUUUUCGUCCCACCUCCUCCCCAAGCCUCUUUUCGUCCCACCUCCUCCCCCAGCCUCUUUUCGUCCCACCUCCUCCCCCAGCCUCUUUUCGUCCCGCCUCCUCCCCAAGCCUCUUUUCACCGCACUCCUUCCACCUCGCCUUCCCACGUUCCUGUCAUCUCUUCUGCCAGCUGCACGGGACAUCUUAGCGAGGAGGUAGCACGGCGGCUGAGAGAGCUCACGGAGGGGGAGAUCUUUUCCUUCUCCCCCCUCCCGUACUCCUCCCCUCACCCUCCCUGCCACUCAUCCUCCCAUCCGCUGUGGCAGGUGAAGGGAGCAUCAGAGCGAGUGAAGCGGUGGUUUUUGAGACCCAGCCAAGAGGAGGAGGAGGAGAUUCGAAGGAGACUGGUACAGCAGGGGAAGUGGGCAAGUGUGAUGCGCAUCAAGGCACGCACGUUGCUGUUGGCUCUACAUCCCCCUCCUACCCCACCCUUCUCUUCCCUUCUCCUACCCCACCCUUCUCUUCCCUUCUCCUACCCCACCCAUCUCUUCCCUUCUCCUACCCCACCCUUCUCUUCCCUUCUCCUACCCCACCCAUCUCUUCCCUUCUCCUACCCCACCCUUCUCUUCCCUUCUCCUACCCCACCCAUCUCUUCCCUUCUCCUACCCCACCCUUCUCUUCCCUUCUCCUACCCCACCCAUCUCUUCCCUUCUCCUACCCCACCCUUCUCUUCCCUUCUCCUACCCCACCCAUCUCUUCCCUUCUCCUACCCCACCCUUCUCUUCCCUUCUCCUACCCCACCCAUCUCUUCCCUUCUCCUACCCCACCCUUCUCUUCCCUUCUCCUACCCCACCCAUCUCUUCCCUUCUCCUACCCCACCCUUCUCUUCCCUUCUCCUACCCCACCCAUCUCUUCCCCCCUCCUAA